GCAUUAUCUGAUGCAUGUGAGCAGUGCCAACGCUUCAUAUCGCUAAACUCCAGCUCUAGUAGUGCACAUCUUAGCCAGCAAUUCACUAAACUUAAUGACCUCACGUCUGCAACAUCCACAUGAAAGCCGAAAGCGCGGGACUAGGCAUCUGACUGCAAAAACACUUUUGAUUAAUUCAAAACAAACAAACAAAAACCAUGUCAUCUUUAUAAGCAACAGCGAAUGUAACAGCAUUACUUGUUUUUAAAAAAUCAAGAAAAAUAUAAGGACCCGUUAAAAAAAAAAAAAAAAAAAAAAAAAAAAAAAAAAAAAAAAAAAACAUUUUAUUUGCAUCCACAGUAAUUGGAGAACAAGGCUGUGGGCAAAACAAGCGAGACAGGAAAGAAAAUGCGUGUCUUGGUUUGUGUGAUUGGUUUCAUGGGUCUUUGGAUUACCGGUUUGUGUUUAACUGAUAGUACAACAUCAUCUGAAAAACCAAGCAGCACUGCUGAGAUGACAACUACCAGGAAACAACUAGCCAGUGACCCUAUAACUAGCACUGAAGCAAAGGCUGCAACGACAAUCAGAAGUACACCUAUUGCAAGUCAAUCAAUUUCAACUAAAACAACUACAUCAAUGUUAUCUUCGGAUUCCAGUACAUCAACGGUCAUCACUGACACCACACCUCAACCAGCUUCUACUGCCACUGCUGUGAAUGCCACUACAAGUCCAACUCAUGGAACGUCAAGUGAAGCCCCUAAAGAACAGUCUAGCCUGUCUACUUCAACUAGCCCAUCUGCUUCAACUGGCCCAUCUACUUCAACUAGCCCUACUUCAACUAGCUCAUCUACUUCAACUAGCCCUACUUCAUUUCACAUACCUACUUCAAUUAGCCCAUCUGCUUCAACUAGCCCACCUGCUUCAUCUCACACACAUACUUCAACUAGCCCUACUUCAUCUCCCACACGUACUUCAACUAGCCCUACUUCAUCUCACACACGGACUUCAACUAGCCCAUCUACUUCAACUGGCCCAUCUACUUCAACUAGACCUACUUCAUCUCACAUACCUACUUCAAUUAGCCCAUCUACUUCAACUAGCCCUACUUCAUCUCACAUACCUACUUCAACUAGCCCUACUUCAUCUCACAUGCCUACAUCAACUAGCCCACCUGCUUCAUCUAGCCCACCUGCUUCAUCUAGCCCAUCUACUUCAUCUAGCCCACCUGCUUCAUCUCCCACACGUACUUCAACUAGCCCUACUUCAUCUCGAACACUGACUUUAACUAGCCCAUCUACUUCACCUAGCACAUCUGCUACAGCUAGCCCAUUAAACUUAACAAGUUCAUCAACUCCUGGACUGGCAGAAAAUACAUCAAGAAGCUCUGUCUCAACUGUUACCACCUUUUCAGCAACAUCACUGAGAUCACAGUCCAGAGGUGAAAGCCGCUCUGGUGACUAUUCUACAUUGAUUGCGAGUCUCCUUUCGAGUGGAGUUCUUCUGUGUAUAAUCAUUGGCUUUGUUGUGUAUGCAACAUGUCAAAGAAGAUCCUAUAGGAAGAAACGGCAUCAUCUCACAGAAGAGCUACAGACUGUUGAAAAUGGUUACCAUGACAACCCUACACUGGAGGUCCAGCCCGAGAUGCAGGAGAAGACCAUCCUGAACAGUGGUGAUGGCUAUAUUGUUCCAAUUGACAACCUCACCAAGGAGGAACCAGAAGGGUUAGAGGACACCUACUUAUAAACCAAACGUUUAACAGACUGGACUUUUCCACAUUUUAUUAUGUUACAACAUGGAAUCAAAAUGGAUU
Messenger RNA from Polyodon spathula (Mississippi paddlefish), 1789 nucleotides. RefSeq names its product putative protein TPRXL. The transcript has 5 exons. Gene Ontology annotation, cellular component: microvillus membrane; apical plasma membrane. NCBI's taxonomy places the organism in Eukaryota, Metazoa, Chordata, Actinopteri, Acipenseriformes, Polyodontidae. The record is from RefSeq and is a predicted model, not a curated record. Bases 388 to 1722 code for a protein of 444 amino acids. Gene Ontology annotation, biological process: positive regulation of cell-cell adhesion mediated by integrin; negative regulation of cell-cell adhesion; regulation of microvillus assembly.